AUGUCCUUCAAGGCCUCGGUGUCGGCCCGGCCGGUCCAGGCGGCGACGCGCGCCCCCGCCCGCGCGCGCGUGUCGGUGCGCCCGGUGGCCUUCGUGGUGUGGGAGCUGCAGCCGGUGAACAAGAAGACGAAGGAGCCGUCCCUGGUCGUCGCGUCCGCGAAGACGCUGGACAACUACCUCCCGAGCCUGCACGACGCGAAGCUCGACGCGGGCCACGGCGGCACGCUGCAGGACUGCGGGCGCUUCAUGUCGCGCUCCGGGCAGGCGCUGGCGCCGCUGGAGUGCACGCCCGACGGCUGCUUCGUGCAGGCCCAGGGCGUCGACGCUGUGUUCACGGGCGACAACCUGCACCCGAACCCCAGCAUCAACGCCUCGGACCAGCACUGGCAGUCGGACAGCGAGAAGUUCCUCAUGCUCAAGAACCGCCUCGUCGGGGGCGUGGCGCUCAACGGCAAGCCCGUGCCGCAGGGCCGCGCGAUGAAGGUCAAGCCGGGCGACAUCGUCAAGUUCGGCGACGUCGAGUACCAGCUCCUGCGCAACGACGUGGCCCACGCGUAG
This is a messenger RNA of Pedinophyceae sp. YPF-701, 558 nucleotides long. Lineage: Eukaryota; Viridiplantae; Chlorophyta; Pedinophyceae. The record is from the annotation of a GenBank genome assembly.